AUGUCAAACCCCGAUUCGGUACCCGAAUUGGCUAAGCCUAAUCCGAAAUCCGACCCGGAACACCAAAAACCCUUCAACACCAACGAAAUCGACGAAGAAGAAGAUGGCGGCGAUGACGAAAACGACGUCGAAGAUGAUGACGAGGACGAAAAUGACGGCGUAUUCGGAGGACCGAACCGGCCUAAACCUCAAUCGCGAGAGGCUCGGUUGCGUUCGGAGAAACACAAAAUGGACUCGCUGAUGCAGCGAAUGAAAACCGGUCCGGUUUCGGUCCGCGUCCACGACGUCAUCAUCAAAGGGAACACGAAAACGAAGAACCAUAUAAUUGAAGCCGAGACGGAGGUGUUGAACAACGUCGGCUCGAUGCAAGAGCUGUUGAAAGCGUCGCAAAUUGUGAAUUUGCGGCUGCAAUCGCUUGAAAUUUUUGAUUCCGUGAAAAUUACGCUCGAUUCCGGUCCGCCUGAACUUCCUGGAACUGCUAAUGUGAUUAUCGAGGUUGUUGAGACUGCCGGCCCGCUUUCGGGAGAGAUUGGAGCUUAUACGAAAGCGGAGGCUAGAUCUUCCACAGUGGAAGGAUCUGUCAAGUACAAAAAUUUGUUUGGUUAUGGGGAUCUUUGGGAUGGUUCAUUGGCAUAUGGAAUCGGUCACUCAGCUGAGUUAAGCGCUGGCGUGUAUUUGCCACGCUUUAAAGGACUGGUAACUCCUGUCACAGCACGAGCAUACUUACUAUCCCAAGAUUGGCUUAAGUUUUCUUCAUACAAAGAGCGAUCAAUGGGCCUGUCUCUUGGAUUAUUUUCAAGUCAACAUCAUGAUGUGGCAUAUAAUCUUGCAUGGCGUACCUUAACUGAUCCAUCACAAAUGUCAUCGAGGUCCGUAAGGAGGCAGCUUGGCCAUAUUUUACUUUCUUCUAUGAAGUAUACCUUCAAAUUUGACAGGAGAAAUUCCUCAAUGCGGCCAACUCGGGGUUAUGCUUUUGUUUCUACUACUCAACUUGGUGGGCUUGUACCUGAUAGUCGGAGCUUACGAUUUCUUCGGCAGGAAUUUGAUCUUCGUUACGUUGUUCCUAUCGGAUUUUAUCAUGCUGCUCUUAAUUUUGGGGUUUCUGGUGGUGUUGUCUUUCCAUGGGGGGACGGGUUCUUGAGUAAACCGUCAUCUCUGCCAGAAAGAUUCUUCUUAGGUGGCAACAUAUCUCCAGUUUGUGCUUUAGGAGGGCCAACAGCAUUAUGGGGAUUUAAGACAAGGGGAUUGGGUCCAACAGAGCCUAAAAGGCAGGUUAACGAUGGAAAUGUCGGUCCUUCUGGCGUGGAUUUUCUUGGAGGAGACCUUGCUGUCACUGCUUUGGCAGACCUUUCUUUUGAUCUACCAUUUAGGUGGUUUAGAGAAAAGGGAAUCCAUGCUCAUGUGUUUGCAUGUGCUGGUAAUGUUGCCAAGUUAACCGAGAACGAGUAUCGCAAUUUCUCUGUUCAGAAGUUUGUAGGGUCACUUCGAAGUUCAGUAGGAGUUGGACUUGUUGUCCCUACGAGUUUAUUCCGAAUGGAGCUUAACUACUGCUGUAUACUGAAGAAGUUCGAACACGAUCAAGCAAGAACCGGUGCCUGGCUUACUUUUUCUCCUGCAUCCUAGAAUUUCAGACCUUAUAUCGUGUCCGACAUGAACGAAAACCGGUGUUUGGCUUACUUCCUCUUGCACAAGACAGUUUCGGAGGUGUCCGGCGGAAUUUUGGAAUCAGUUCGAUGCUGAAUUGACAUUUUCUGUGUUGUUACUUGCUUUUCACCUGGAAAAAUAGGUCAACGUCAUCACAAAUUGUAUUUCAUAUUCCAGUUGCAACAAUCUUGGCGGAAGCAACUUUUAAAGCCACUUUUCCUUGUAACCCUUGCAGAUA
This is a messenger RNA of Hibiscus syriacus, 1882 nucleotides long. Its product is annotated as sorting and assembly machinery component 50 homolog. The record is from RefSeq and is a predicted model, not a curated record. Bases 1 to 1623 code for a protein of 540 amino acids. Gene Ontology annotation, cellular component: outer membrane; SAM complex. The transcript has 4 exons. NCBI's taxonomy places the organism in Eukaryota, Viridiplantae, Streptophyta, Magnoliopsida, Malvales, Malvaceae. Gene Ontology annotation, biological process: protein insertion into mitochondrial outer membrane.